Molecule: messenger RNA, 4053 nt
Organism: Centropristis striata (black sea bass)
Lineage: Eukaryota; Metazoa; Chordata; Actinopteri; Perciformes; Serranidae
Gene: map3k14a
Product: mitogen-activated protein kinase kinase kinase 14a
Exons: 16
Coding region: 1169-3757 (862 amino acids)
Biological process (GO): protein phosphorylation; positive regulation of canonical NF-kappaB signal transduction
Molecular function (GO): ATP binding; protein kinase activity
Source: RefSeq, a predicted model, not a curated record
UCUCCUCCUCUCUAAAACAAAUAGAUCCAUUGAUUAGAACCAGUGAAAACAUUGACUAAAGCAGUUUCACAUCAGUGUUUCUCCAAUGCUGUUCAGUAGACAGCUGCCACUUAUGUUUGCUCAUUGUUUCUCUAAUAUCUUAAAAUCCAUAUGUCUGAUCACUAAAAUCCUUCAUCCACUUCAAAUUUUGCUAUUUUAGCUAGUUUAAAAACAACCAAGAUCUAAAAAGUGUGUCAUAAAAUCUUGCCUAAACUGGGUAAAGAUUUUAUGACCGUUUUUGGCAGACAACCACAACCCUGACGCACCAGAAUAAUGGUAACAGGCUGUUAUCUUGAUUAAAAUGAUGGAUUUCACUAGGUUUAAAAAUUGUAGGAAACAUUUGGGAUGAAGUAAUUAAACAACUAAACAAAUAUAUAACAUACGUCUAGGUGUUUUUAGAGAUUUUAAUGAGGAAAACUUACAUAUUAUACCUUCAAUUCAACUUUGAUGCCAUGCUGUAAUCAUCACAUCUUUCAUUAAUUCUCCUUUGAGUAAAACCUGAGUAUAACUUGAUAGGCGUGGGCCACAUGGAGCCGAUGUUCUGCUUUUUAACUCUCCAUAGGUCACAGUUGAUCUUAAAAAAAUAUAACAAAACAUGUUAUCCUUUAAUCUAGUUACAGGGAAGAGUAAGUAAGCCAGCCCUGUUGGAGUGAGCGAGGGAGGGAAUAUGGGGAAGUGGAGAUGCAUUUCCCAUAAGUCAUUGUCAGCCAGCUCCUCCCCCCAGGCUGGCUGAGAGCCAGCAUCAAGCAGAGCAGCAGAGCGGCGACCGAGCCGAGACAUUACUGAGAAUCCGAACAUGAAGGACGAGGCAGACAAACACUAGUUGUACUAAUGUAGAUGACAGGUUACACAGAGCGGAUACACAGCAGAGAGAUUGCAGAUCACACUGGCAUCUGUCGGUACGUCUACACGCCCCUCGGCCUCACACAUACACAGAGUUGUUUUUGUGGUCGUGUUUAUUGCAGUGGGUUUUUUCUCUAUUUCCUUUCCGUGUAAAUUCAUCGGGGCGUGGUGUUGAUGAGGCUCUCAGAGCACCGGCAGUGUCUUAAGAAGGAAGUGACACUUGAAUUGCUUUGUUCUUGAUAAUCUUGCAGUGCAUGAAGUCGGCACACAAGAUCCAGCAGAUGAGAUGGCGGUGAGGCAAAGGAUUUUUAACUCAACAGCGCCCUUCUCCGGGUCAUCCCAAGCUGAGCUGAAGGGGUCGUACCCAUCCUGCCAUGCUGCAGACCAGGAGGCUGAGGAGGAGGAAGAGGAGGGGAAGGACAGCAAAAUGGACUGCAUAGCCUUUAGCCCUGUGAUAAAUAGACUCCUGACACAUGGGACCGCAGAACAAGUGGGAGAAAUGCCACUGAAGACCUCAACCUUCAUUGCCCAGGCUGAAUGUGAAACCCAGGACUCCCAAGAGUUUAGUCCAUCCUGCUUUGAGCGCUCCUUUCUUCCCACCCCAAACUGUUUCACCAGCAGUAUUCCCUCAGAGCACAACAAUGUGGCAUGCCCAACCACGGCCUCCGUCCAGGAGCCGGGCAGCUCGUCGGCACAGCUCACCCCAAGAAAGAGGGCCAGGAAGAGACAGAAGCGCAAAGGGAAGAAAAAAUUGGAGAAGAAGAAGGAGAAGCAGCGACAGAGACAUCGAAUGCCCUCAGGAGUCCCUGAACAGGAGAGUGGAAGUUCUCGGGUCUGGAUCCUGGAGGAGUCGUCUCUUGGAGGGAGAAGCGACCUCAGCUCUUCCUGCUGCAGCAGCAUUGAAAGCUCAGAAGAGCAGGACAGAGGGCCUUCUCGCUACAGCCAACAGAUCUACAACACAGGCUCCAGCUGCUCCCCGCUCAACUGGGCAGACCCGGUCUGGGACCCCCGCUCCAAUCUCCGUUCCUAUGGGCAGGACAGCGUCUCCGACUCCCUCAGCAGUCUGGGAGACUGUUCGCUGGCUCUCGAUGCCCUCCGGGGCUGCGUCAGUCAGGGGGACCCGUGCUACGCGGGGCCCUUUUUCAAAGCAGUGGGGAGAGAUGUGUGUGAAGAGGAAGAUGAACUCUCAGCAGACGACUCUGUCUGCACAGAGGGAAUCAUCUUUUACAAUGAAAAAAUCCAGCCUGUGGACUCUGAAUACAAGGAAGGGAGGGAGUAUGUCCUCACACAUUUCAUCAAGGAGGGCUCCUAUGGUGAAGUACACAGUGCUCAAGAUGUCAACACAGGCUACAAAUUUGCUGUGAAGAAGAUCGCCCUGAAGCGGUUCGUCAGUGAGGAGGUGGGUGCGUGGAGUGCCCUCAGAUCUCCUCAUGUGGUUGAACUCUUUGGAGUGGUCAGAGAGGGGCCUUACGUUGUCCUCUUCAUGGACCACAAAUCUGGCUCCCUGGGCGAGCUGAUAGCGGAGCGCGGCCGCCUGCCAGAAGACCUGAGUCUCCACUACCACUUUCAGAUCCUAACAGCACUGGAGUACUUACGGAAGAAAAAAGUGGUUCAUCUGGACAUCAAAGCUGACAAUGUGUUGCUGUCGGAGGACGGUAGAGACACCUUCCUGUGUGACUUUGGACACGCAGAGAGACUCGAUAAUCAGGGACAGAGCCUCAGCGGAUCCAAAGAUCUGAAGGGCACAGAGACCCACAUGGCCCCUGAGAUUGUAAAAGGGGAUCCCCGCGGAGCCAAAGCAGAUGUGUGGAGCAGCUGCUGUAUGUUACUGCACAUGCUCAAUGCGUGUCAACCUUGGACAAGAUACUACAAAUGCAGACUUUACCUGAAGAUUGCUACUGAGCCUCCGCCUCUGAGGGAGAUCCCACCGGACUGUAGCUCCCUCACAGCUGAAGUCAUCAAGGCGGGACUUCAGAAGGAUCCAGUCAAGAGAGCAUCAGCAUCUGACCUCAAAGUGAAAACUGCCAGAGCUCUGAAAGAAGUGGGAGGACUCACCAGUCCAGUGAAAGGACCCUACACAGAGCCCCUGUACAUCGCCAACAAACCUCCCGACUCCCUGCAACUCCUCAGCAGCAGCUUUAACUAUGAGGAGGAGGAGGAUCAAGAGUCUGCUGAAGAAGUGAUGACAACAGGGAGGAGGACGGAGGAACUGGAUGAUGAUGGUGAAGGGAAGGAGGCGAACUGUUACGAGUCGAAGCAAGACUCACUUUUCUGCCCACAAACGCUGAUCUCUGAGCCGAACCAGAAGAGGAGCAAAAAGGCCACCACUGUGCCUGAACUGGAGCUGCGUAAACUGGAGCAUGAUUUCUACCUGAGCAGUCUGUCACAGCUCCACCCAGCUGAGAUGCAGGAGCAGCUCUUGUCUUGUCUCAGCAGUGACCCUUAUUCCACCUGGGAACCGUGGGACAAAAAGGACUCUGGCCGCUGGUCUCUGAGCCCGGGAGAUGACUUAAGUUCCGGCGUCUUCUCCUACAACAGUCAGCCAGAUGUGCAGGUUUCCAGUUUGGAUUUGCUGAAUCAUACACAGCUACCACCCCCCUGCUGUUUUGAAGGGGUGGAUGUCUGCAUCAGAGACUUCAACAGGAGAAGCAUCCGCAUUAGAGAGACGCGCCGGGUGAAGGUGGGACACAUCGCCACUGGGAUCAGUGAUCAGAUCUCUGAGAGGGUUUUCACCCUUGAAACCCAGCAGGGCCAGCAGGUUACUCACGAUGAGGAGGUGCAGGACUCCGGUCUGGAGCUCUGCUGUGUUCCUGCUCCAGACUUCAGCUCUGCCUGGAGGUGGAGGAUCAGAGACGGAGUGCUGGAGACAAGAUAGAGCCGGAAACUCUCUCCUUUCACUAGCCGCAGUGUCAUCCUAUCCGUCCUACAUAUGGCCUUCUGUUGCGUUGUUUCAAAUAUUUGCCUUUAAUUGGUCUCAAUGUUCUCAAAACAUUCCAUAAACAAAACAUUAAAUCUACCAGAAAUGCCUUUUUUGGUUUUUGUUUAAAGGUCUAUGUUACACAAUGCACACUUCUGUAUUGCGUGUUUACAUUUGUCAUUAAAAGAGCAUAUGAAAAUAAGCAGUGUAUGAUACAUUAUUGAUCUCACUUAUUCACAACAUUAAUAAUCCAG